AUGGCCGACGCCGAUCGCCUCGCCGGCAAGCGAUCCCGCUUCGAUCAAACCGAGCCCGAGCCUAAGAGAGCCUCUCGCUUCGAUCGACGGUCUCGCUCGCCGCCCGCCCGCCGCUUCGAUGCUCGCGAGCGCAGCCCGCUCUCCAGGGAUCCCCCAUCCGAGUCCACAAAGUCCCCCAUUGAUGCUGCCGCUGCCGCUGCCGCCGCCGCCGCCCGCAUCAACGCGCAGCUGCAGGCUCGCAAGGGAAUCCAGCAUGUCGACGUGCCGCCCAUCAACAAGCCGGAGCAGAGCCCGACACCCCCUGCUUCCGUCAAGGCGACGACGUCCUCGGCCGGCUCUGCUACGGCUCGCACAGUGGAUGGCGCCAUGUACGUCGCCGACGGGGACUACAUCAAAGACAUCGAAGUCAACGACCUGCGCAACCGCUACCUGCUCACCAAGAGCUCGACUCAGAAAAUGAUCAAGGACGAAACCGGCGCUGACGUAACAACGCGUGGCAGCUACUACCCUAACAAGAACAUGGCAACUGCAGCCAGCCCCCCGCUGUACCUGCACAUCACCAGCACCACCAAAGACGGCCUCGAGGCUGCUGUGGCCAAAGUCCAGGAGCUUAUCCAGCAGGAGCUCCCGCAACUGGUCGAUGAACGGCGCUUUCGACGCCGUGACCAGGAGCAGCAGCCGCAAGUCGAGCGUGAUGAGUACGGACGGCGCAAAUGGCCCGAGGAGAAGAUUCCCGUCGGGCUGGAGCCAGUGCCCGGCUUCAACCUUCGCGCCCAAAUUAUCAAGGGCCUUGGAUCGGGCUACCUCGAGAAUGCCACCAACCGUGAGAGCGAGGAAGAGAUGUUUCUUCACGUGACCGGACCAGACCCUGCAAUGGUGGCCAAGGGAAAGGAGCUCUGUGAAGACUUGGUUGCCAAUGUCAAGGAGCAGUACGAGGAGUUCAAAUCCCGCCCUCCCCGCGGUGAUCGCGGCGGCUACGGAGACCACCAUCGCGGGGGCAGAUCCCACGAGCAGCCUUCCUAUGGUCGGUCCGGAUCCGAUCAAGCCACGAACUCGGUCACUACUGGAGGCGUAGCAGCUAACGGGUCGGGCAACGCUCAAGACUGGUCUCAGUAUGCUGCGCAGUACUACAGCAAUGGCCAGGACCCUUAUGCGGCCUAUGGCGGCUAUCAGAACUACGUGGCCUGGUACCAGUAUUAUUAUCAGCAGCAAGCGCAGGGCCAGGGUGCGCCAACUGCUCCUGGUCAGGCUGCUCCCGGCCAAGCGGCUGCUCCCCCCCCGGGCGACGCGGCACCCCCGCCUCCACCGGCUGAUGCUGCACCACCACCCCCGAUGGGCGCAUCUCCAGCUCCCGGAAGUGGCUACAACGCGGUUCCCCCUCCACCUGGCCUUUAA
Molecule: messenger RNA, 1395 nt
Organism: Hirsutella rhossiliensis
Lineage: Eukaryota; Fungi; Ascomycota; Sordariomycetes; Hypocreales; Ophiocordycipitaceae
Product: putative kh domain-containing protein
Exons: 10
Coding region: 1-1395 (464 amino acids)
Cellular component (GO): nucleus
Molecular function (GO): RNA binding
Source: RefSeq, a predicted model, not a curated record